UUAGAGACAUCUCUAUCCGCAAUGCGCAUAUGCUAUUCCCUUCAAAAUAGAUCCUCCGUCUUUGCCGUUUCACUUGAAAAAUACCCAAAACCAUCAAAUUCUGUCACUCGCCAUUAGCCACUGGCAGAGGUCCCGCCUCACCUUUUCGUCGACACACACUCAUCAGCGAGUGUUUGCUAAAUUCAAUCAGAGGUCCAUUUUGAUGGAAGUAGGAGAGAGCGUAUUGGAUGCAAUAUAUGAAGAAGGCGACGAAUUACAAGACAUUGAAGAUGUUGAAAUGGUUGACUUGGAGGAAGGAGAGCUGGUCGACCAAAAUUUACACAUUAAUUUGGGGCAGAGCGUCACCGAGGGCGGGCGUGAUAGUGUCGGAAAUCAAGAUUCCCAAAGCAAAAAUCGCAAGCGCCGUUCAAACAAGAAGAGGAAUAGGAAAAGGAGAGGUGGUGCAGGGCAAGGUGUUACAAAUAUAGACAAGUUUGUGCUAGAUACAUGUAGACGGCUGAAAGAGAAAAAAUCCUACAUGUUAUAUACUGCUGUAGGUAUUUUGGGGAUUUCUGCUUUAUCUGAUCUGGUGAAACAGGUGGACGCAAUUCAGUCUUGUGGAGGGCAGAUGACUGCCGAUGGCAGACGAUCUAGAACAGGAGGUGGGAUUCUAUGGAACAUCAUGAAAACGAAAGAACCAACGGCCUAUAGAGAGAUAAUGAAAAAGUCCAAGGAAUUUGAGAAGCAAUUUAAGCGACAAAAUAUCCAGCGAGCACCAGAGAAAAAGGAGGCUUCCUCUCAAGAAGCUGCAUUAACUGAUGGGACUCAAUCCAAUGUUCCGGAUGAUUCUAUGCUUGAUUGUCAAAAUCAGCAUGAAAAGUCCAGUUAUGAACAGAAGCACAGAUCUGUUCGUGAUAGGAUCAGGGCACCCGUUUCCUAUGAUGACCUACUUGGAGAUGAUCCAAAAAAUGAUUCUGCUUGAAUUUUGGGAAUGCUUUUACUUUGGAGGUUUUUUAUUUUUACUUUGUGGACACGAAUAUCUUUUUAGGCUGCGAAAUAGAAAAUUUCUACCCAUCUUUUAUAGGAGGAGAAUUUACUGAGAGUACGAUAAUGGCGGCUGAGUUACAUAAUUUUUCAAUUGAAACUUUUGGUCUCAAAUUCUAUCUCCAGUUGCAACUUUAAUAUUUUACUAUAGCUAAUUGUCAUAUACAAUUUUGCAGUUGAAAUAUAUAACAAUCCUUCAUA
Molecule: messenger RNA, 1224 nt
Organism: Jatropha curcas
Lineage: Eukaryota; Viridiplantae; Streptophyta; Magnoliopsida; Malpighiales; Euphorbiaceae
Product: phosphorylated adapter RNA export-like protein
Biological process (GO): snRNA export from nucleus
Source: RefSeq, a predicted model, not a curated record